CAGAUGAAAAGGAAAGGCCCAGGAUGGAGGAUUUCAGGCGAAUGUACCUGCGUCUGUGUAAGGAGGGAGGUGUGGAGCCCCAGGAGAGUGUUAUAGCUCAGCUCCAGGAAAGCAGAGCUGCCCACAGCUCCAAACUGGACCUGAGUGGACAGAGCCUGUCUCUGGACACCUGCUCGAUGCUGGCCAGGGCCUUCCAAAAUGAUAUCCUCAUCACAGAGGUGACGCUCAGUGACUGUAUGCUCAGCGAGGAAGGUGCCAAAAUCCUUCUGACCGGCCUGUUUGAGAGCACAACUGUGAAAACCCUGGAUCUGAAGGGAAAUAAUCUGAGAUCUGCCGGGGCUGAGGCAUUGGGAAAUUUGUUGGCACGCAACAAGACUCUACACAGGCUGGUUUUGGAGUGGAAUGCGUUGGGCGUGUGGGAUGAGGCCUUCUCGCUCCUCUGUGAUGGUUUGGCCUCCAACAACGCACUGAGGCAGCUGGACCUGCGCAACAAUCAGAUCAGUCACCGUGGGGCGUCCGAGCUCGCUAUGGCACUCAAACACAACACCACACUGGAAGUGCUAGACCUGAGGUGGAACAACAUUGGUCUAAUGGGUGGCAGGAACCUGGUAGAGGCUUUGCAGAAAAACAAGAGCAUCAUGCAACUGGAGCUGGCAGGAAACAAUAUUCCCAGUGACACUCUCAAAGCAAUUGAGCAGGCUAUAAGCCACAACUCAGACAGACAGUCCACCAUGAGAGUCAGCCACAGGAAAACCCAGGUCCUUACCAAAGAGAUCCAGACACUGAAGGACACGAAGAACCACCAGUUUUUGAGCCUGAUGGGAACCAUAGACAGACAACAGGAAGAGAUUGGACGCUCCAACAGGUCCACUUCCAUUCAGAUAGGCCAACUCCAGGAAGCUCUGAAUGAGAGGAAGUCGGUCGUGAACUCUCUCACUGCCAAACUGCAGAUGACAGAGGCGGCCCUCGCCCUCUCUGAGCAGAAAAAUCACAGCCUGGGAGAACUGCUGACUCAAAUGAAAGGAGAGAAAGAAGAACAGAGCGAGCGUCAGAGUAAAGACAGGAAGAAAGAGCAGGAGGACAAUGUGCUGAGAGAAGGAAAACUCCUCAGAGAGAUCCAAAACCUGAAAGAAACCAACGUCCAACUCACAAAUAAAGUUGAGGAGAUGGAGCGAAGGUGUAAGUCUCAACAAAACCAGAUCUUUGAGCUAAAACAAGAACUGACCAACAGAACAGCUGAGCUCAAAAUGCGACUCACACAAGCAGAAGACCGCCUGGAAGCAGACAAACGACGCUCCAAACUAGCCCUGGGGGACAUGGACAGUCUGCGACACAAAGAGGUGGAGCACAUGAAAAGCCAUCUAGAAGAGAGCGAGAAGACUCUGCAGGAACGAAUCUUCAAACUGGAGGGACAGCGAAUACAACUGGAGGAGGAGCUGAGUAAAGCUAAAGCAGCGUGUGUCACAGAAAGAGCCCAGGCAGAGGAGGAACUGGGAAGAGUGCGAGCACACGUUCGUCUGGAAGAGCAGGAACACGUGUCGGUGUUGGAGGAGAAGCUUCGCUUGGCGCGCACCUCCCUGCAGGAGGUCCAGCUCCACUACUCCCAGCAGAAGCAGAGCGUCACCGAGCUGCAGGCCAAGAACAGCCAGCAGAGCAUCGAGAUGGACGGACUGCGGCGCAGGAUAGAUGAGCUCCAGCUGGAGCUUUCGGGGAAAGAGCAGGAGAAAGUGGCGGAGGUGAGCCGGGUCAGGGUGGAGCUGCAGGAGCAGAUUGGACACUUAGAGGCUGAAAGAACAGCACAGGAAGGACUGAGAGAGAAGAUCCAUGCUCUGGAGAGAGAGAUUAAAGUACUGAGCAGCAACCACAGAGAGGCACUACUUGACAAAGAGAGCCAGAUGUCCUCCAUGCUGGAGAAAUUGCGCCUGAAGGAGGCAGAGAUCCAGAGGAUGAGGGAGGAUGAAGCUGCCAGAGCCAGUUACCUGCAGAGUGCCUUCCUCACCUACGUUCAGGGCUCACCCCUGGGAAACUACAGCAGCCCAAAGAAAUGACCCAGAGGCCUCAGCACCUUUGCUGUGAGGUGUUGGCUCAGGUUCUGCUCAGGACAGGAGAUUCUGAAGACUUCUGGAGAUAACUGGUGCUGGUUAAUGUGACUACUAGGAAAACACCAAAAUGUGCAGCAACAACCAAUAAAUUAAGGGGAUGGGAUGUUUGACUUAGAGAUGGUGCUUUUUCUGUGUUCUCUCCAAAGCCAAAACCCACAACCGGUUUGCUCUAGAGGAUAUCACGGUUUUCAAGUCUGAAGGUCUGAAAAUAAAUUAUUGACCAAACAGCAGACUGGCAGGAACAUUUUUAGCAUAUAUUUAUAUUUUUUCAGGAUUUUAAUGGAUAUUUGUUGUACAGUUGUGCUUUGUUGUUGAUUACAGGCGUUUUUACAUCAAUAAAAUGUUUGUACGCAAAAAUAA
This is a messenger RNA of Solea solea (common sole), 2462 nucleotides long. It is a transcript of the gene lrrc45, whose product is annotated as leucine rich repeat containing 45. The transcript has 17 exons. The coding region runs from base 24 to 2048 and encodes 674 amino acids. Gene Ontology annotation, cellular component: centrosome. Gene Ontology annotation, molecular function: protein binding. NCBI's taxonomy places the organism in Eukaryota, Metazoa, Chordata, Actinopteri, Pleuronectiformes, Soleidae. The record is from RefSeq and is a predicted model, not a curated record.